GUGCGCGCUUUCCGCCUGAUGGGAGUUGUAGUUCUGAGGGUGAAGCUCGGCGUUACUAUCAAGCAACCAAACUGCAAGCUUUGGGAGUUGUUCGCUGUCCCUGCCCUGCUCUGCUAGGGAGAGAACGCCAGAGGGAGGCGGCUGGCCCGGCGGCAGGCUCUCAGAACAGCUGCCGGCGAUGCUACUGCUGUGGGUGUCGGUGGUCGCAUCCUCGGCGCUGGCGGUACUGGCCCCCGGAGCAGGGCAGCAGAGGCGGGGAGCAGCCAAAGCGCCCAAUGUGGUGCUGGUCGUGAGCGACUCCUUCGAUGGAAGGUUAACAUUUCAUCCAGGAAGUCGGGUAGUGAAACUUCCUUUUAUCAACUUUAUGAAGGCACGUGGGACUUCCUUUCUGAAUGCCUACACAAACUCUCCAAUUUGUUGCCCAUCACGCGCAGCAAUGUGGAGUGGCCUCUUCACUCACUUAACAGAAUCUUGGAAUAAUUUUAAGGGUCUGGAUCCAAAUUAUACAACAUGGAUGGAUGUCAUGGAGAGGCAUGGCUACCGAACACAGAAAUUUGGGAAACUGGACUAUGCUUCAGGACAUCACUCCAUUAGUAAUCGUGUGGAAGCGUGGACAAGAGAUGUUGCUUUCUUACUCAGACAAGAAGGCAAGCCCAUGGUUAAUCUUAUCCAUAACAGGACUAAAGUCAGAGUGAUGGAAAGGGAUUGGCAGAAUACAGACAAAGCAAUAAAUUGGCUAAGAAAGGAAGCAAUUAAUUACAGUGAACCAUUUGUUCUUUAUUUGGGAUUAAAUUUACCGCACCCUUACCCUUCACCAUCUUCUGGAGAAAAUUUUGGCUCUUCAACAUUUCACACAUCUCUUUAUUGGCUUGAAAAAGUGUCUCAUGAUGCCAUCAAAAUCCCAAAGUGGUCACCUUUGUCAGAAAUGCACCCUGUAGAUUAUUACUCUUCUUAUACAAAAAACUGCACUGGAAGAUUUACAAAAAAAGAAAUUAAGAAUAUUAGAGCAUUUUAUUAUGCUAUGUGUGCUGAGACAGAUGCUAUGCUUGGUGAAAUUAUUUUGGCCCUUCAUCAAUUAGAUCUUCUUCAGAAAACUAUUGUCAUAUACUCCUCAGACCAUGGAGAGCUGGCCAUGGAACAUCGACAGUUUUAUAAAAUGAGCAUGUACGAGGCUAGUGCGCAUGUUCCGCUUCUGAUGAUGGGACCGGGAAUUAAAGCCGGCCUACAAGUAUCAAAUGUGGUUUCUCUUGUGGAUAUUUACCCUACCAUGCUUGAUAUUGCUGGAAUUCCUCUGCCUCAGAACCUGAGUGGAUACUCUUUGUUGCCAUUAUCAUCAGAAACAUUUAAGAAUGAACAUAAAGUCAAAAACCUGCAUCCACCCUGGAUUCUGAGUGAAUUCCAUGGAUGUAAUGUGAAUGCCUCCACCUACAUGCUUCGAACUAACCACUGGAAAUAUAUAGCCUAUUCGGAUGGCGCUUCAAUAUUGCCUCAACUCUUUGAUCUUUCCUCGGAUCCAGAUGAAUUAACAAAUGUUGCUGUAAAAUUUCCAGAAAUUACUUAUUCUUUGGAUCAGAAGCUUCGUUCCAUUAUAAACUACCCUAAAGUUUCUGCUUCUGUCCACCAGUAUAAUAAAGAGCAGUUUAUCAAGUGGAAACAAAGUAUAGGACAGAAUUAUUCAAACGUUAUAGCAAAUCUUAGGUGGCAUCAAGACUGGCAGAAGGAACCAAGGAAGUAUGAAAGUGCAAUCGAUCAGUGGCUUAAAACCCAUAUGAAUCCAAGAGCAGUUUGAAAAAAAAGUUUAAAAAUAAUGUUCUAGAGAUACAUAUAAAUAUAUUACAAGAUCAUAAUUAUGUAUUUUAAAUGAAACAGUGUUAAUAAUUACCAAGUUUUGGCCGGGCUCAAUGGCUCACACCUGUAAUCUCAGGACUUUGGGAGGCUGAGGCAGGCAGAUCACAAGGUCAAGAGAUCGAGACCAUCCUGGCCAACAUGGUGAAACCCCAUCUCUACUAAAAAUACAAAAAUUAGCUGGGCAUGGUGGCACACGCCUGUAGUCUCAGCUACUCGGGAGGCUGAGGCAGGAGGAUCGCUUGAACCUGGGAGGCAGUGGUUGCAGUGAGCUGAGAUCCCGCCACUGUAUUCCAGCCUGGCAACAGAGUGAGACUCCAUCUCGAAAAAAUAAAUAAAAAUAAAAUAAUAAUAAUAAUUUCCAAUUUUUCAUUACUUUGUAAGAAUGUAGUGUAUUUUAAGAUAAAAUGCCAAUGAUUAUAAAAUCACAUAUUUUCAAAAAUGGUUAUUAUUUAGACCUUUGUAUAAUUUCUAACAAUUUAGUGGAAGUAUCGAAAGGAUUGAAGCAAAUACUGUAACAGUUAUGUUCCUUUAAAUAAUAGAGAAUAUAAAAUAUUGUAAUAAUAAUAAUACAUGUCAUAAAAUAGUUGUAUGUGAGCA
This is a messenger RNA of Symphalangus syndactylus (siamang), 2445 nucleotides long. It is a transcript of the gene ARSK, whose product is annotated as arylsulfatase family member K. The record is from RefSeq and is a predicted model, not a curated record. NCBI's taxonomy places the organism in Eukaryota, Metazoa, Chordata, Mammalia, Primates, Hylobatidae. Gene Ontology annotation, molecular function: arylsulfatase activity; glucuronate-2-sulfatase activity.